Molecule: messenger RNA, 6712 nt
Organism: Stegastes partitus (bicolor damselfish)
Lineage: Eukaryota; Metazoa; Chordata; Actinopteri; Pomacentridae
Gene: chd4b
Product: chromodomain helicase DNA binding protein 4b
Exons: 39
Coding region: 75-5975 (1966 amino acids)
Biological process (GO): chromatin remodeling
Cellular component (GO): chromatin; nucleus; NuRD complex
Molecular function (GO): ATP hydrolysis activity; DNA binding; chromatin binding
Source: RefSeq, a predicted model, not a curated record
AUUGUCCCUCCCCCGCCGCCCAGCAGCAGCUUCAGCGGAUCAGCGCCGGAGCGGAGCCAGAACCGGGCCGGAACAUGUCGUGCAGCGAGGAUGAGCGGGAAGAGUUCGGAGCGGCGGAGGAGCAGCCCGUCCUGCCCGAUGAGGAGGAGCAGGAGGAGCCGCUGUCGGAGGUGGACGAGCUGCCCAAGUCCAAGAAGAAGAAGAAAGCGAAGAAGAGCAGCAGAGAGAACCGCAGCAGCAAGAGGCAGAGACCGGCCAGAGAGGAGUUAGCGGUCAGCUCCCCGGAGCCGCUGCUGGGGCCGGAGGCCGCCGAGCGCGAGGCCGAGGACGGAGGCCUGCGGUCGGACAGCGAGGGCAGCGAUUACGCCCCCGGCAGGAAGAAGAAGAAACGCUCGAGCUCGGCCAAAGACAAGAAGAAAGGAGGAGCGGCAGAGAAAGGAGGGUCCAGCAGCGCCAAGAGCAAACGGAAAGAACCGGAACCAGAGGACGACGAGGACGAGGACGACGACUGUCAGCCCAAGAGCUCCACCCAGCUGCUGGAGGCCUGGGGCAUGAAGGACAUCGACCACGUCUUCACCCAGGACGACUACAGCUCCCUGACCAACUACAAGGCCUUCAGCCAGUUCGUCAGGCCGCUGAUUGCAGCUAAGAACCCUAAAAUCGCUGUUUCCAAGAUGAUGACUUUAAUGAUGGCCAAGUGGAGAGAGUUCAGCACAAACAACCCGCUGAAGGGUUGUGCGACCGCUAAUGCAGCGCUAGCCGCUGCUAAUGUGGCUGCAGCUGUGGAGAACAUGGUGGUCGCAGGAACCGACGGAGCAGCAGAGAACGUUACUGCUGCUGCACCUGCAGCUGCUGUUCCUGCUGCGACGCCUGCUGCAGCUCCUGCAGCUCCAGCAGUGCCGCUGCGCAAGGCCAAGACCAAAGAGGGCAAAGGUCCAAACGCUCGUAAGAGGUCGAAGCCGACACCUAAGCCUCCACCCAAACCCAAACCCAAGAAGGUGGCACCCCUCAAGAUCAAACUGGGUGGCCUGAACAGCAAGAGGAAGCGUUCCUCGAGCGACGAGGAUGAACCCGACGCCGACAGCGACUUCGAUGACGGCAGCUUCUCGGUGUCUGAUGGAUCCAACCGCAGCAGCCGACCCAAGAAGAAGCCCAAGAGUGCAAAGAAGAAGAAGAAAGUGGAGACGGAGGACGGUGACGGCUAUGAGACGGACCACCAGGACUACUGCGAGGUGUGUCAGCAGGGAGGGGAGAUCAUCCUGUGUGACACCUGCCCCAGAGCCUACCACAUGGUCUGCCUGGACCCCGACAUGGAGAAGGCUCCCGAGGGCAAGUGGAGCUGCCCGCACUGUGAGAAGGAGGGGAUCCAGUGGGAGGCCCGGGACGAGCUGUCGGAGGCGGAGGGCGAGGAGGACGAGGAGCGGCGUGACGAAGGCCUGGAGGAGGAGGACGACCACCACAUUGAGUUCUGUCGGGUCUGUAAGGACGGAGGAGAGCUGCUGUGCUGCGACACCUGCCCGUCCUCCUACCACAUCCACUGCCUGAACCCGCCGCUGCCCGAGAUCCCCAACGGAGAGUGGAUCUGCCCCCGCUGCAAGUGUCCACCCAUGAAGGGUAAAGUGCAGAAGGUUCUGACGUGGCGCUGGGGCGACCCGCCGGCCCCGACGCCGGUCCCUCGGCCUGCCGACCUUCCUGCCGACGCUCCCGAUCCCCCACCGCUGGCCGGCCGCCGAGAGAGGGAGUUCUUCGUCAAGUGGUGCAACAUGUCGUACUGGCACUGCUCCUGGGUUCAGGAGCUGCAGCUGGAGCUGAACUGUCAGGUGAUGUUCCGUAACUACCAGAGGAAGACCGACAUGGACGAACCGCCGCCGGUCGACUUCGGAGGCGAAGGCGACGAUGAUAAGAGCACCAAGAGGAAGAACAAGGAUCCCCUGUUCGUCCACAUGGAAGAAGAGUUUUACCGCUACGGGGUGAAGAUGGAGUGGCUGAUGAUCCACCGCAUCCUGAACCACAGCGUCGAUAAGAAGAACAACGUCCACUACCUGAUCAAGUGGAGAGACCUGCCGUAUGACCAGUCCACCUGGGAGAGUGAAGACAUGGACAUUCCCGAGUUCGACACCUACAAACAGACGUACUGGAACCACAGAGAGCUGAUGAUGGGGGAGGAGGGCCGCCCGGGGAAGAAGCUGAAGAAGCCGGUGAAAGUGAAGAAGGCCGAGCGUCCGCCUGCUAAUCCGGUGGUGGAUCCCACCAUCAAGUUCGACCGGCAGCCCGACUACCUGGACAGCACCGGGGGAACCCUGCACCCCUACCAGCUGGAGGGGCUGAACUGGCUCCGGUUCUCCUGGGCUCAGGCCACCGACACCAUCCUGGCUGACGAGAUGGGUUUGGGAAAGACUGUGCAGACGGCCGUGUUCCUCUACUCUCUGUACAAGGAGGGUCACUCCAAAGGUCCGUUCCUGGUCAGCGCUCCUCUGUCCACCAUCAUCAACUGGGAGCGGGAGUUCGAGAUGUGGGCUCCAGACAUGUACGUGGUGACGUACGUGGGAGACAAAGACAGCCGAGCAGUGAUCCGAGAGAACGAGUUCUCCUUCGAGGGAAACGCCAUCCGAGGAGGAAAGAAGGCCUCCAAGAUGAAGAAAGACACUCAGGUGAAGUUCCACGUCCUGCUGACGUCCUACGAGCUGAUCACCAUCGACCAGGCGGUUCUGGGCUCCAUCGAGUGGGCCUGUCUGGUGGUGGACGAGGCUCACCGGCUCAAGAACAACCAGUCCAAGUUCUUCCGGGUGUUGAACAACUACCCGCUGCAGCACAAGCUGCUGCUGACUGGAACUCCUCUGCAGAACAACCUGGAGGAGCUUUUCCACCUGCUGAACUUCCUGACUCCAGAGAGAUUCAAUAACCUGGAGGGUUUUCUGGAGGAGUUUGCAGACAUUGCCAAAGAGGACCAGAUCAAGAAGCUGCACGACAUGCUGGGACCACACAUGCUGAGGAGGCUGAAGGCCGACGUCUUCAAACACAUGCCUUCAAAGACGGAGCUCAUCGUCCGGGUGGAGCUGAGCCCGAUGCAGAAGAAAUACUACAAGUUUAUUCUGACUCGUAACUUCGAGGCCCUGAACACUCGUGGAGGUGGAAACCAAGUGUCUCUGCUGAACGUAGUGAUGGACCUGAAGAAGUGCUGCAACCAUCCGUACCUGUUCCCGGCUGCUGCCACCGAGGCGCCGAAGCUUCCAAACGGCAUGUACGAAGGCACGGCGCUGACCAAGUCCUCAGGGAAGCUGAUGCUGCUGCAGAAGAUGAUGCGGAGGCUGAAGGAUGGAGGCCACAGGGUUCUGGUGUUCUCCCAGAUGACCAAGAUGCUCGACCUGCUGGAGGACUUCCUGGAGAACGAAGGCUACAAGUACGAGAGGAUCGACGGAGGCGUCACCGGAAACCUGCGGCAGGAAGCCAUCGAUCGCUUCAACGCUCCUGGAGCUCAGCAGUUCGCCUUCCUGCUCUCCACCAGAGCCGGAGGUCUGGGCAUCAACCUGGCCUCCGCCGACACCGUCAUCAUCUACGACUCCGACUGGAACCCCCACAAUGACAUCCAGGCGUUCAGCAGAGCUCAUCGGAUCGGCCAGAACAGGAAGGUGAUGAUUUACCGCUUCGUGACCAAAGCGUCUGUGGAGGAGAGAAUCACUCAGGUGGCCAAGAAGAAGAUGAUGCUGACCCACCUCGUGGUCCGGCCCGGUCUGGGCUCUAAGACUGGCUCCAUGUCCAAGCAGGAGCUCGACGACAUCCUCAAGUUUGGAACCGAAGAGCUGUUCAAGGACGAAGUGGGAGACGGAGACAACAAGGAGGACGACAGCAGCGUGAUCCACUACGACGACCAGGCCAUCGACCGGCUGCUGGACAGGAACCAGGACGCCACCGAGGACACGGAGCUGCAGAGCAUGAACGAGUACCUGAGCUCCUUCAAGGUGGCUCAAUAUGUGGUGAAAGACGAGGACGACGAGGAGGAGGAGGUGGAGCGGGAGGUGAUAAAGCAGGAGGAGAGCGUCGACCCCGACUACUGGGAGAAGCUGCUGCGACAUCACUACGAGCAGCAGCAGGAGGAUCUCGCCCGAAACCUGGGCAAAGGCAAACGAACACGCAAGCCGGUCAACUACAAUGACGGCUCGCAGGAGGACCGAGGUAUUAGACAGGACUGGCAGGAGGACCAAUCAGACAACCAGUCCGACUAUUCAGUGGCCUCGGAGGAAGGAGACGAAGACUUUGAUGAACGGACCGAAGCGAACGCUCGCCGGCCGAACCGCAAAGGGCUGAGAAACGACCGGGACAAGCCUCUGCCUCCGCUGCUGGCCCGAGUCGGAGGAAACAUCGAGGUUUUGGGCUUUAACGCCCGGCAGAGGAAGGCCUUCCUGAACGCAGUGAUGCGCUAUGGGAUGCCUCCUCAGGACGCCUUCACCAACCAGUGGCUGGUCAGAGACCUGAGAGGGAAAUCUGAGAAAGAAUUCAAGGCCUACGUAUCUCUGUUCAUGCGGCACCUCUGUGAACCUGGAGCUGACGGAGCUGAAACCUUCGCCGACGGCGUCCCGCGAGAAGGUCUGUCCAGGCAGCACGUGCUCACUCGCAUCGGCGUCAUGUCGCUGAUACGGAAAAAGGUCCAGGAGUUCGAACAUGUGAACGGUCAGUGGUCCAUGCCCUGGAUGGCAGAACUGGAGGAGAACAAGAGAGCUGCAGCUCUGGCUGCAGGUGAAGACCCAAAGACCCCGUCCACCGGCACACCUGCAGACACUCAGCCCAACACACCUGUACCAGAGGAUUUGUCUAAAUCUGAGGACAAAGACGAGCUGAAGAAGGAGGCAGACGACAGUAAAGCAGCCAAGAAGGCCGAAGAUCCAGAGAUUAUUGAAAUUCCAGACGAGUCUGAAAAAUCUCCUGAGAAGAAAGAAGAAGUGGACGCUGCUGCAGAGAAGGAGGAGAAAGAAAAGGAGACGGAUGGAGACGAAGGCAAGGAGGCCGAAGACUCGAGCAAAGACAAAGAGGAGAAGGACAAAUGUUCAGAGAAAGACUCUGAGGUGAAGGGUGAAGCUUCGGAGGCAAAGAUGGAGGCAGAGGAGGAGAAAAGCAAAGAUGAACGCAAAGAUGAGAAGAUGGACACGAGUUCUCCAUCGGAGGAGAAAAAAGAACAAAAAGAGGAGAAAGAUGCAGUGAAAGCAGAAGAUUCUGGCAAACUGCAGAACGGAGAAAACACCAAAGAAGGAGGAGCGGUGCCGGUCAACGUCAGCGAGGAGAAGAAGAAGGCGACGAAGCAGAGGUUCAUGUUCAACAUCGCAGACGGAGGAUUCACAGAACUCCACUCUCUGUGGCAGAACGAGGAAAGAGCCGCCACCGUCACCAAGAAGACCUUCGAGAUCUGGCACCGGCGCCAUGACUACUGGCUGCUGGCCGGCAUCAUCCAACACGGCUACGCUCGCUGGCAGGACGUGCAGAACGACGUGAGGUUCGCCAUCCUGAACGAGCCCUUCAAAGGCGAGAUGAGCAGAGGAAACUUCCUGGAGAUCAAGAACAAGUUUCUUGCUCGCAGGUUCAAGCUGCUGGAGCAGGCGCUGGUGAUCGAGGAGCAGCUCCGCCGGGCCGCCUACCUGAACAUGACCGAGGACCCGGCGCACCCGUCCAUGGCCCUCAACACCCGCUUCAGCGAGGUCGAGUGUCUGGCCGAGUCCCACCAGCACCUGAGCAAGGAGUCCAUGUCCGGAAACAAACCCGCCAACGCUGUGCUGCACAAAGUUCUCAAACAGCUCGAGGAGCUUCUGAGCGACAUGAAGGCUGACGUCACUCGUCUCCCGGCGACCAUCGCCAGGAUUCCUCCCGUCGCCGUGCGGCUGCAGAUGUCCGAGAGGAACAUCCUGAGCCGCUUGGCGAGCCGCGGCCCCGAGGUCGCCGCUCAGAACCAAUCGCAGGGCUCGCAGCAGAUGCAGGUGCCGCGCUGACCCGUCACCUGACCUCACCGCCAUGUAGCAGACUCCUCCCCCUCAAACUCCAUGUACAGCACAGUCAGGUUAGUCGUCCUCGCUCUGCACCACCUCCCACCCCGGACCCUCGGAACCAGGCUGCUGGACUCUGAUUGGACGUGUACAUGUCGGACGGGAGCCAAUGAACCGUCACUUCCUUCUCCUCACUGGGAUCAGACUCGGUCGUCCUCCGUCCUGCCGCCGGCCGAGUCACCUGUAUGUAUCACGAAGCAGACGAGGACAGACGCAGAAAAGCAGCAUGUUUGGACUUUACCGGUGCUUUGUAGUAACUUUUAUUAAACUACUCGAGGGAUUUUCUUGUGUCAUUUUCACCUUUAGGAACUUGUGAAGGUUUUUUAGAAGUCUUGUCCUCGCCGUGUGAGAGCGUGUGUUAACCCGGGCAUAUAGAUGUGCGUCUCUACUGCAGACAGACUGUUACUGUCACUUUUAUAUCUGUUACCUCUGUGUGUGUGUGUGUCCUGAACCCACCCGUCCUGUCGGGCCCGCCUGAGCCCGACCAGCACCUCCACAUUCCUCCACAGACCAGAAGUCUCCUGAAACAUGCAGCAGGUUUGGAGAAGGAAGGAAAUCUUAAGUUAAUUUAAUUUCUUACUGUCUGUUGUUUUACAUGAUUGACUCUGGUUACUAUGGUUACCACCUCGCUGUUUCUAUCGUUGCUGUUUGUUUUUAUGGACUACAAUAAAAACUCAACAGUU